GCUGCUACGUGCUCCCAUAGCGCGGCCCUCGUCCUCUGUCCCAUCCUCGGCGCAUCCCCUCUCGUCUUCUGACCGCCCUCGAUGCACUCUCCUUAUAGGGACGACCCGCGCGGAUCGACGCAUACCGAGCUGCAGGACUACUAUGAGAACGUACCUCCUGCCCAUCGCUUCCGCGACGAGUCCCCAUACGCAUCAGCUGCGAACCUCAACCCCUCAUCGCAAGACAUUCCUCUCACCCAGCAAGGCUACACCCCACCCCUCGCUGCGGACACCCCCGCCGGCCGAUCCUACAUGCACAACAUCGACCGCGAGUGGGAGGACGGUGAUGCGACGAAGGCCUCGCCCUGGGCAGCCGGGGCCCGCGAGAAGCCAAAUAAAUCGCGACGGUGCUGGAUACUCGCAGGGGUUGCUCUGCUCAUUGCAGGAGCUGUCGCGGGCAUAGUCGCUGGCGUGCUGGUGUCGAGGAACAACAGCAGCUCAUCAAAGUUGAACUUGGCGUCGAACUCGUCCUCGUCGGGAGAUCCCAGCGAUUUCAACAAGGACGAGAAUUUGCAUGUCUCGUUCUACGGGAUUGCAUAUACACCCGCCGGUUCGCAGCUGGACGCCAAUUGUGGCAACUCGCUGGACGAUGUCAUCAAAGACGUCCAACUUCUAUCCCAGAUCACGACCCGCGUCCGCCUAUACGGCGCCGAUUGCAAUCAAUCCGCGCUAGUUCUCGAGGCGAUCCAACAGACGAAGGUCGAUCUCACAGUCUGGCUGGGAAACUACGUCUCUGCCACCGAUGGCGGAGAGGCGUACGAGCGGCAGCGCGACACGAUCAAGGAGGUCAUCCAGACAUAUGGCACGGAUCAUAUUGGCGGCAUCACGGUCGGCAACGAGUUCAUGUUGAACUAUGUGGAAAGCCAGGGUACGGACGACGUAACGGGGACCGUUGGCACCACCGCAGCGGAGAUGCUCAUCACCAACAUCACCGACACUCGCAGCAUGCUGAGCGACAUAGGCGUCGAUUUGUCCGUCGGCACGGCGGACGCGGGGGCGUACUUCAACGAGAAGCUGUUGUCGUCGGUGGACUAUGGGAUGGCCAACGUGCACCCCUGGUUCGGCGACGUCAGCAUCGACGACGCCGCAACCUGGACCUGGCAGUUCUUCCAGACGAACGAUGUCAGCAUCUCGGACGAGGUCGACAACAAGCCGCAGAUGUACAUCGCGGAGACCGGGUGGCCGACGAAAUCCUCCAACACCAGCACCGAAACAAAUGGGGCCUCAGAGGCUUCCGAGGCCAACCUCCAAGUCUUCCUCGAUACCUUCGUAUGCCAGGCGAAUGCGAAUGGGACGGAGUACUUCUUUUUCGAGUUCUUUGACGAGGAGUGGAAGGACGAGACGUACGGCGGCGUGGAGGGCUGGUGGGGCUUGUUCAACUCGGAUCGCACCCUCAAGAAUGUUACUAUCCCGGUCUGCAGCUAAACGGGUCCUGCGUUCAAUUAUCUUGUUUGCGUUGGCUACAUUGCGGAUGGCGCUUACCUUGUAGCUUGUAAAAAUCGUGCGAGGGCGCAUGCUAGGCCGUUGAGGCUAGGCGAGGUCGCCCUGAGAUUGGAUACGAAUGGACAAUGCAAUGGACAAUGGUACAACAUGCUGUAUAUAUCGUCGGUUCUAUAAUGCACACAUGGACGCUGGGUACAAAG
Schizophyllum commune H4-8 is the source of this 1682-nucleotide messenger RNA. Its product is annotated as glycoside hydrolase. The coding region runs from base 82 to 1464 and encodes 460 amino acids. NCBI's taxonomy places the organism in Eukaryota, Fungi, Basidiomycota, Agaricomycetes, Agaricales, Schizophyllaceae. Gene Ontology annotation, molecular function: hydrolase activity, hydrolyzing O-glycosyl compounds. The transcript has 11 exons. The record is from RefSeq and is a predicted model, not a curated record. Gene Ontology annotation, biological process: carbohydrate metabolic process.